AUGGCUUUGGCAGAAACAUUAAGACGUUAUCCAGGUGCUGAAAGAUCACAAACACAACAACGAGAAGAAAAUCUAAUUCCAAAAGUGCAACAACCUGAAAAGCCAGAAGAACCAAGUUCAAAACCACAUCUUUUGAAAAGAAGUGGUUCAAUAGGUGAUUUAGUUGAAAAAGAACAACAAAGAGUACGUUUAAGAAGAAGUUUAUCGCAACCUACAACAAGUUCGCAAACAUCAACAACAGCUGGAGGAGUUAAACCAAGCGAAGAAAGUAGGCAAGAAUUAGAGCAGAGAGAAAAGGCAGCUCGAUUAAAGGCGGAAUUGGAAAAGAAGAAAGAAGUUGAGAUUCCAAAAGAUCAAAUGACAACAAUAAAAGAAAUAUUAAAGUGUUUGGAAGAGAUGAUAAAAAACCUUAAAAUACUUAAAUCGUUCUCAUUCCAAAACCAAAACUUUUUUACAUCGCAAUUUUGGGCUUCAGCGGGUAUGAUGGAAAUGCACAUUGACGACGUGAGACAUUUAUUGAUACUUGUUGAGAAGAGGGCUCAUAUUAAUAAAGAAAUGAUGGAAGAAUGGAUGGUAAACAUGGCCAAAUAUUUCGAUUUUCAAAAUUUGAAAGCUGGGUUUGGAAAUUACUUCUUUUAUAUAACAAGAAAUGUAGAAAACAUUCAAAAACGAUAUUCGGGCGAUGAAAACACAUUGAAAAGAAUAAUGAAAGUGUUGUUACUUGAUGAUAAUUGCAUUGAACAUCUUUUAAAUCUUGUUGAUAAUUUGGCAAAUUUGCUUCAAGUGAACAACGAUGAUGCGUUUGUCAAAGGAAGACAUCAAUUAGUUGAACUAUUAAAACGAAUUAAAGCUGAAAAAACACUUAUGUCAAAAUCGCCUUCUGGUAGUCAAAGCGAUGUUUCAUCAACAGGAACUAAAAGGUCUCCAACAACAGAGAGAAAAUGA
Molecule: messenger RNA, 945 nt
Organism: Entamoeba invadens IP1
Lineage: Eukaryota; Evosea; Mastigamoebida; Endamoebidae
Exons: 1
Coding region: 1-945 (314 amino acids)
Source: RefSeq, a predicted model, not a curated record